UCGUCUACUGCGUCACUUCUCCCCAAGCGCCUCAACCGAACAAUUACGGUCGCUCGAUCGAACGAAAAUAUCCCAAGAACCCGCUCGACAGAUUGAUAACUUAUUCAAAAUGUCCGCCGAUGCCGCUAAAUCCACCAAGAAGGAAAGCAAGCCUAAAAAACCAGCGGAGCACCCGAAAUACAGCGAAAUGAUCGCAUCCGCCAUUUCUUCUUUGAAGGAUCGUAACGGAUCUUCAAGACAGGCUAUAGAGAAAUACAUCAAAGCGAAUUAUAAAGUCGGAGAGAGCGUCGGAGUUCACCUGAAAAUGGCGCUCAAACGCGCAGUUGCCGGAGGCUCGAUUUUACAGACCAAGGGAGUCGGAGCUUCGGGAUCGUUCAAACUCGCAAAGAAGGCGGAGGUCCCCAAGAAGAAAGUCACUAAGAAAGUCGCCAAGAAAAAGCCAGCAGCCAAGCCUAAAAAGGCUUCUGUCAAAAAACCCGCCGCCAAAAAGGCUAAGUCUCCCAAGAAGAAAGCUGCGAAAAAGCCCGCCAAAAAAUCAACACCUAAAAAGGCAAAAAAGCCCGCCGCUAAGAAAUCGCCAAAGAAGCUAUCAAAAAAACCUGCAGCUAAGAAAACACCCAAGAAGGUAGCCAAGAAACCAGCCGCUAAGAAAUCAUCAAAGAAAUCAGCUAAGAAGUAAUUUUAUAAUAAAAAAUCACGGUUUGAAUGGGAUCUGAAAAGACUUUUAUUCCCAGUCCUCAACCCGCACAGCCACGAUGUACUAUAAAAGGAACGGCGUACUUGCAAGAGAACUGUGAGAUAGCGAGAAACAAUAGAUUGAGGCGUAGAACCUCAUAAUUGUGUAUAUGACGGUAGAAUAUGAUAAUGUUUUGUCCAGAGUUUUAGUUUUUUUUCUUUACCACAUCCAGUCACAUUUUUUUAAACCACAGAUUAAUAAUACUCAUGUAAUAUUUUAUGUAUUUAUAAAGAAACACUCUAUAGAGUGCAAAAGUUUGUAUGUAUAUAUACGAAAAAAAUCACGGAAAUAAAAUUUUAUUGAAAAUG
This is a messenger RNA of Nematostella vectensis (starlet sea anemone), 1044 nucleotides long. RefSeq names its product histone H1-delta. The transcript has a single exon. The record is from RefSeq and is a predicted model, not a curated record. Gene Ontology annotation, biological process: nucleosome assembly; chromosome condensation; negative regulation of DNA recombination. Gene Ontology annotation, cellular component: nucleus; nucleosome. NCBI's taxonomy places the organism in Eukaryota, Metazoa, Cnidaria, Anthozoa, Actiniaria, Edwardsiidae. Gene Ontology annotation, molecular function: nucleosomal DNA binding; double-stranded DNA binding; structural constituent of chromatin. The coding region runs from base 110 to 679 and encodes 189 amino acids.